Messenger RNA from Adineta steineri, 663 nucleotides. Lineage: Eukaryota; Metazoa; Rotifera; Eurotatoria; Adinetida; Adinetidae. The record is from the annotation of a GenBank genome assembly.
AUGUCGAUCGAUACUGGAUAUAUUAUUAUUUGGCUUGAUGCUCAUAUUGGAUCGAAAGAGAAUUGUCGACAAAUGAAGCAACAAUUUCAAGUUGGUCUUGUAGAAGCAGCAGCUGUACCACCACAACCUCCAGAUCCAAUUGAUGAUCUUAUUUGUGCUAUGCGUGAAUAUAGUGCUCCUGUCGAGUUUGCUCAAACUGAUGACGAAGCAUUGAAUCAUAUUGAAAACAAUUUAGCUUGUUCAAAAAAAAUUAUUUUUAUCUCCUCAGCAUCACUGGCAAGACAAAUUAUUCCUGAAAUCCAGAAAAAAGAAUUUCAUAUCGAAUCAUAUUACAUUUUCUGUGGAGAUAUGACACUUCAUCGAGAUUGGGCUAUGGAUCUGAUGGCUGAUGGAUUAGAAGUGCAAAUGUUUGAUUUUGAAGUAACUCUAUUGACACGACUCUGUCGAGAUAUGAGCAACAUUUUAAUCGAAGAUGGAAAAGUAUCAUUAAAACAAAACAAACCUGAAACUGCUCUGAUGUAUUUUCAAUAUGCAUAUGCACUUGCUGACAAGGCAGUCGAAUAUGAUAAACCCAAAGAUCCUAAAGAUCCACAUCGUCCAUCGACUGCAUAUCGAGGAAUAUUAGAUCCUCUCAUUAAAACUGCUAAACAAGCUUUGCAAUAA